Nematostella vectensis (starlet sea anemone) is the source of this 2998-nucleotide messenger RNA. RefSeq names its product fucose-1-phosphate guanylyltransferase. Gene Ontology annotation, molecular function: transferase activity, transferring phosphorus-containing groups. Bases 122 to 1864 code for a protein of 580 amino acids. NCBI's taxonomy places the organism in Eukaryota, Metazoa, Cnidaria, Anthozoa, Actiniaria, Edwardsiidae. The transcript is spliced from 6 exons. The record is from RefSeq and is a predicted model, not a curated record.
AAGGCUCAGACAGGUAAGACUUCGAUUUUUCAAUGGUGUUGUGAUUGUGAAGAUGUUAUUGUGUCUGAGACCCGCGUUUGAGAGUUGACUCGUUCAUACCCUUCAGGGAUUGGCAAGUAACAUGGCUUCAGCCAAAAAGUUCAAGCACAUCUUCAGUGACAAGAGCCAGAAUAUAAGAGACUCUACCAUAAAAAGACUCAAGCAAUUUGAUAACAUUCGGGGCAAGCAUGUGGAUAUCCCCUUUUGGGAUAUUAUUGUUAUCACUGCCUCUGAUGCAGCCCAGAAGAAGGCAUUUGAAAUCCAGCUUGAAGCAAAACUCAAGCGCAAGGAGCUCCCCCUAGGUCCAAUAUAUCAUGUUUUUAGUGACCCCCCUGGCCCUAAAGUUGGUAACGGAGGUUCAACAAUGAUCUGCAUAGAUGAGUUGCUCAGGAUUCAUGGAGAAGAGAAACUGAGCGAGUGUAAGAUCAUGCUUGCCCAUGCUGGAGGUUAUAGCCAAAGAAUGCCCAAUGCUAGCGUGCUUGGGAAAGUUUUUACAGCUUUACCUUGGGGUGACCCACCAUACCAAAUGUUAGAGAUGCUAAUGGCGAUGUUCAUAGACUUUCCAGUCAACAUGAUUCCAGGAGUUCUGUUGGUGUGUCCAGACACUCUUGAGCUGUUCAACACAGGGAUCCAAACAUGCUGCUUUACCAAGCCUGGCUUUACAGCACUGGCUCACCCAUCACCAAUCGAGAUUGGCACCACCCAUGGGGUGUUUGUUUUUAAAGACAAGCAUAAUGAGAAUGUGAUGUGUCAAACCACAUGCUCCAAGUUUCUACACAAGCAAUCAACCCAAGUCAUGCGACAGCAUGGACUUGUGUUCCAGCAAGAUGACCAAGACCAUGUUUACACUGAUAGCAUCUUCUUCAUUGAUAUGACAGCAGCCAAGAAGCUCCAACAGCUUUACUCCAAGAUAACUCUUGACUGUGAAAUUUGUGCUUAUGGGGAUUUUUUACAGGCUCUAGGGCCUGAGGCGACAGAAGAAUACACUGAGAAUGUGGCAAAUGUGUCUAAGGUGGAGUCUUCUCUUGUAAAAACGAGGAAGAUGAUUUUUGAUUACCUAAAGGGAACAGCACUUAAUGUGCUAGUUCUAAAUGAGUCCAGGUUUUAUCACCUUGGUACUACAGCAGAGUUUAUUCAUCAUCUUUGUGUUGAUCCAAUUUUCAGGUAUGAGACAUCAGCAUCUGCUGAAGUCUUUGUAUCCCGGUCUGGCAACCCUACACACCCUACCCCUGAGAGUAGCAUCCUUAUGCACUGUCAUGUGACUGAGCCUUUAACCAUAGGGACACAGACAGUUGUAGAGUACUGCAACAUUGAAAGUGGGAGUUCUAUAGGAGGGAAUUGUAUCGUCAGCAAUGUGUGUCUCCCAGAUGGGGUCAGCAUCAUGGAUAGGACAUUUCUGAUGACAGUUUGCGUAGAGUUGGGGAGCAGGGCAGGGCUGUUUGUGACCGUGGGAUAUGGCGUUGAUGAUAAUAUGAAGAAGCAAGUGAAGAGUGCUAAUGACCUGGAUUCGCUAAAGUAUUUUGGAAAACCACUUGGUCAAGUUUUCAGCCACCUUGGAAUAGAUCAGAGCGAUUGGGAUAUGGUAACCCUGUGGCAUGCCCGCCUGUUUCCUGUCUUCACUGACCAGCGGUCCUCAGUACUUCACACACUCGAAAUGAUCCAAUCAUUGCGAGAGGGAAAGGAGUUCAGUCCCCCAGUAGCUGUCCUCGAACACAGGCAUACCGAUAUACGGCUAUCAAUGGCUGAUAUAUUGGUUAAUAAAGAUGUGCAGGGGACCUUGGAUUUGAGAGAGAUUCUAAGGGAGAAAAUUAUAGCUUCAAUUUAGAUAUUUUUGAAAAAUUAUAUUUGACCAUUUUAUACUAAAAAAAAUUUCAUACGAGCUACAGCCCGGAAAUUAGAAAUUAUAAUUCCUUUUAAAAAUCAUUUCUCAAAUGUGAUUUCUCUCAUGUCUUCCUCAUAAUAGAGUGGUUUUUAUUAGCCUGCUAUUAUUCGGGCUUAUUCGGAAAUGCUUUUGAUCGGAUAUUGGGAAUUCUGUGGAUGGCGCACCCUCGCCCCAGCGCACCUCGGCCUACGCGUCCGCCACAGAAUUCGCAAUAUUCGAAAACAAAACAUUUGCGAAUAAACCCAAAUGAGAGCAGGCUAGGUUUUCAUAAACAUGUGGAACAAAGUGCAUAUAGUCCAAAUGUAGUUAGGCCAGCACAAAAUAAUAAUAAAAGGGUUAGUGUAUUCCACGGGUAUACGGAAACCACUCAUUAAUAGAUUGCCUUGUAAACACUCUGUGUUUAUAGCAGUACAUAAAUGUGGAUGUCAUGGAAAUACAAAAUUGUGUAUUUGGAUGGAAUGCAGACCAAAAGGGGACUUGCGCUAAGAGAUCACGUGACCUUUCUGGGUGGCAAAUUCAAACAAAAUAAUCAAACAAAAAAAAUCUUAAAAGACUGCGCCCGUCACACCAGAGAACGACAAAAAAAUAAAAUCUUUAAAUGAAACAACUCUUUCUGAAAAUAAGAAUUCUGACUUUUUUUCGUAAGCGCUGAACAAGUUGCUUUUUGUUGCUGAUAUUUUGCCGCUAAAAGUUUACCCAAACAGUCACGUGAUCUCCUUAUUGAACACUACUAGGAUCAAUAUAUCCUGUGUAAAUUUGUUUUUUAUUUAAUGGUUUUUUAUUUUAAUUUUAUUUAAUUUUUAUGGGAUUCAUACUGUACUUGUUUAAAAGCAUCCUAGGAUGCCCGCGCAUCUACUCGGCAAACGGUGGCCACGCGUCUGAAAUAUAUGUACGUGUGGUUUGCACUAUUCGUCCAACUCGGAUAACGUCUUUAUUUGUUUAUUUUAAAAAAUACUGUACAAGAUAUUUAAAAAGGAACUAAAAAAAACAACCAAUGUUUGUAUCUGUUAUCUGAUUACAAUGCUUCACAAUAUAUAAAAAAUUAUAAAAAAGAAAAUUAUAUGCUUGUACACAAAA